Molecule: messenger RNA, 3292 nt
Organism: Astrephomene gubernaculifera
Lineage: Eukaryota; Viridiplantae; Chlorophyta; Chlorophyceae; Chlamydomonadales; Astrephomenaceae
Source: the annotation of a GenBank genome assembly
GUCUUUGUGUAGCACUGUGACCUUUCACUUUAAAGCAGCGUGCAUCGUCGGGCAUAGUUACCGCGAGCCGUUUAUUAUUAUUAGGGUAGCACUCCAAGCGCCCACUAGCAGUGUGACCUCUUCUGAAUAUUCUGUUUAAGCCAUGACAGAGUUCGCGCAGCCAGAGUAUCUCUGGCUAGUAGUGGUUGGCGCCUUUGCCGCCUUCGCGUUUGGCUGGGGAACAGGGUCAAACGAUGUUGCAAAUGCGUUCGGAACAAGUGUGGGAGCAAAGACCCUCACCCUCAAGCAAGCCGUUCUGAUUGCUGUUGUUUUUGAGUUUACGGGCGCCAUGGUCUUGGGGCGCGUCAGCACCAGCACCAUUGCCGGUGGUAUCGCUCAAAUCAGCUUCUUCACAAGAGAACCUGAGAUCUAUGCGUACGGCAUGGUAUGCGCCCUCGCGGUCGGCUUCGUCUGGCAAGCGCUCGCAUCCUACUGGGAACUCAACGUCUCCGCAACCCACAGCAUCAUCGGCGCUAUCAUUGGAUUCGCUCUCGUGUACGGCGGUGCUGACGCCGUCAACUGGGCUACCCCGGACCCCGCUAGCUUCCCGCCGUACAAGGGUGUCGUACCAAUCGUCCUGUCCUGGUUCGUGUCGCCGGUGCUGACGGCGGCUGCGUCCGCAAUUCUGUUCCUUCUGGUUCGCACGCUUGUGCUGCGGCGGGAGAACAGCUACAAGCUGUCGUUCUGGGUGCUUCCUGUGAUGGUGGUGCUUACGUCGUGGAUCAACAUCUACUUUGUUUUCACCAAGGGCGCUAAGAAGACCUUCCAGAAGGAUAACGACAACUGGUCGGACGCCAAGGCAGCCUGGGUGGCUGCAUGCUGUGCGGCGGGACUGGGCUUCCUGUGUGCGGCGGUGGUGCUGCCGGUGCUCAAGUUUCGCGCUGACAAGAAGUUUACGCAGGAUGACAACAUGCAGGUGAAGGAGGAGGAGGCCGCCAAGGCCCGGGUCAAGGCCGCCCAGUCUGAGCCCGACGUUGAGGACCCCGAGCAAGGCAACCGGGUGAUGCGGGCGCUUACCUCCAUUCGCAAGGCUGCCAUGCACGGUCUGGAGGUGGACAUUCACCAGGUGGUGGAGGAGGACCCCAUCGUUGCAGCCAUCCAUGAGAAUGCGGAGGUGUUCGACCCCAAAGCCGAGUUCGCCUUCUCCUACCUACAGGUGUUUUCCGCCAUUUGCGUUAUCUUUGCGCACGGAGCCGGUGAGGUAGGCUACAUGGCGGGUCCGCUGGCUACCAUUUGGUCCGCCGUCAAGACCGGCAGCCUGCCCAGCAAGGUCUCCGCGCCUACCUGGUGCAUCGUGGUGUCCGCUCUGGGCCUCGUGAUUGGGCUGUCUACGUACGGCUACAACGUAACUCGCGCCAUGGGAACGCGCAUGGCCAAGCUCUCGCCCACUCGAGGGUUCGCAGCCGAGCUGGCCACCGCUCUCGUGAUCAUGAUUGCUGCGCAGUACGGUCUGCCCACCUCCUCCUCCCAGUGCAUCACCGGGGGCAUCGUGGGGCUGGGCAUGUUGGAGGGCAAGAUGGGCGUCAACUGGUGGUUCCUGUUGCGCCAGUUCGCUUCCUGGGUGGCUACGUUGCUUGUGGUGGGACUGUGUACGGCGGCUCUGUUUGCUCAGGGCGUCUUCGCUCCAUGCAUCUCGGCCAACAAGGUUAUCGUGUCGUACGAGAACGGCGUGAUCGGCACCGGUCAGUCCAUUGCGAAGGACCUCAACACCACUCUCUUCAACUACCGAGCAGCCGCGUUCUCCGGCAACUUGACGCGGCUCAACUCGACUCAGUGGCAGAGCGCCAAUAAGUCGAUCGCCGCUCACGUUGCCAAGGGCAAGACCCUGCUGGACAGCUCCAAGACCGGCACCAUCGUCGUCGGCGACGCCGUUACCUACCUCCACAAGUCCCUAGCACUCCUCCAGGGCAACACACUGGUCACGCUGGGUCAAGAGCGCGUAUACGCGGGCAGCUCCGUUUGCAACGACCCCACCUUCAACGCGCAAAACCCCAGCUUCACGUCGCUCUGCCCCUCGGCCAACCCACUCAAGUCCAUGUCAGCUCCCUACAACACCACCAGCUGGCCGUGAUGGGGUGCCGUUGCAUAGGUUCCUAAAAGGGAACACGGGCCGUAAUGGUGUGCCCGCGCAUGUGCCCUGGGUCGUGAUCUGUGGCCUUAAUGAGCUGUCGUACGUGCAUGGUGGGCGGGCGGCGCAGUGCGGCUUUGGAUAGAUGAGCCAGCGACGCGCCGUGCCAUGCGUCGCUGCAUUUUUAAUUUGGCACAAAGUGCUGUGAGAUGGUGGGUUUCGGAUGCUGGUUGGUGUGUUGGCGUCGUGUUUGAGUCUCGUUUGGGGUCGUAGGUGAGUGUGCGGGGCACGCAGGGUGACAUGCUUGUGUGGUUGCGGAUUGCUGUUUAUUUUGAGGUGUUGCCCGAUCGUACCUUUGCGCAACCAUAGCACGCACGGUGAGUGACUAUGUGUGGGCUCGAGGUUACUACAUCAGGACCUGUCCUAACAGCCGGUGUGGUGAUGGUGGUGGUUGUAGGUGAGGUGGGAUUUGAUGCCUAGUAGCCAUUAGCUAAGCAUCUCGGAACUGCUGGGAAAUGUGUUUCCUCCCGACAGUGGUCGCUGCUGCAUGGUGCGAGGGGCGGGCUGCCAGCAGCAGCAGCAGCAUGUGGACGCCGCAGGACAUGAGAAACGCGAAACUCCAGCCUCUUUUUCGGUGUCAAUGUUGCCGUAAUACCGGGUGCGGAUGGCAGCAGCGAACGGAGCGCGUGAAGGUACUGCCGAGUCGCGGGAUGCGGAGUAGGUGCCGCAUGCAUGUGUGCGCGUGUGUGCAAGGAGUAGUAGCAUUGAUAGGUUUCCAAGCAUGCGUGAAUGUAUGGAGCUAUGCCAAAGCAGCUUCGUGGAGAGCUAGCAGCGGAAUGGUGAGAUCGCUGCUGCGGGUUGUGGGUGUACGGCUGGUACGCACGGAACCAUGGGUCACUGGGGUCAUUUGGGGAGACGUGUAUGUUUACUGGUUAUCUUGUCUUUCUGUUCCCAUGCAUUUCCUGUGUGUUUUAAUGAAUAGAAUGGUGCUUUCCUAGGUGUGCAAUGCCACCUGGGUCAUAUAAAGGGACAUAAGUUGACGAACAGUUGGACAACUAACCCGCAACCGCUUCCAACGAUUGCUGAAUUAUUCGACUGGAUGUUCGAUGUAACAUUCUAACACUAAAUAAGCAUACGGAAUGAAUCACUUUCCGCAAUGGCCUGAUUGUAAUAUCACUUUGUCAA